AUGUCAACAAUCAAGACGAAAGUGAUCGUCAUUUCCGACACACAUGGCAAGUGCUUCCCCCAUGGCGAGACGCUAACACAACAAGUCGACGUGGUCAUCCACUGCGGCGACCUCACACAACACUCCAAACUCGACGAAUUCCGGCAGACAUUAUCCCUUCUGCGGUCCUUCAACGCGCCACUGAAGAUUGCCAUUGCCGGCAACCAUGAUUUCUCUCUCGACCCAGUCGCGUUCCCGGCAAAGCUCGUUGAAGCCUACAAGAUCGAUCCCGCUCUUGAAAAUGACCAGGAACUCGUCACCAAGGAAUUCGGAACCCCCGGCGAGGCCAGGAAGCUCUUGGACGACGCUGCACAAGACGGAGUCGUCUUUCUCGACGAGGGAAACCACUACUUCACCCUCGAUAACGGUGCUGCCCUCAAUAUAUACGCCAGCCCGUACACCCCAUUCACGGAGCCAUGGGGCUUCACCUAUAACCCCGAGAGUCACCACGCCUUCGACAUCGACCCCGAGGUCGAUAUUGUCAUCACACACGGGCCACCUCGCGGCAUCAUGGACAUCACAGCAGACAGGAGACGGAUCGGCUGCCCGCAGCUGUUCGCGGCGGUUGCGCGCGCGAGGCCAAAGAUGCACUGCUUCGGCCACGUCCACGGCGGCUGGGGCGCCAAGCUCGCCAGCUGGCGGCCAGAGAUCUCCGAGCAUCCUUCUCACUUUGCCGACAUCGACAACGGCAAGUCCCGGUUCAUCGCCAACCUGGCCAGGCUUUGCGGGAGCGACUUCGAGACCGCGGGGGAGCGGGCGCGGAAGAACGAGAUUGCGCGCAGCGAGGCGAGGGGGUGCUUCGAGGUGUCAUGCGAAGAGAUCAAGCUCGACAGCUCCAGAGCAGCAGAGGCAGCGGGAGGCCAAGCCGCCGUGGAGGAGAGCACCCUGUUUGUCAAUGCGGCGCUCGAGUCCGGUGGCGAGCUUAGACAUCUGCCGUGGCUGAUCGAGAUUGACUUGCCCCGACGAUCCGCGUCUCGAAAUCACAAGGUGGCAGGCGAGAAACCCGACAGCAAACGCAAAAGAAGCCCUUCCGUCUCAAGCGCGAAAGAAAAUGUGGAGAGUGGCAGCGUCGAUGGCCACACACAAGGGAAACGCGGCUGGUGGACUUGA
Molecule: messenger RNA, 1149 nt
Organism: Microdochium trichocladiopsis
Lineage: Eukaryota; Fungi; Ascomycota; Sordariomycetes; Xylariales; Microdochiaceae
Product: Metallo-dependent phosphatase-like protein
Exons: 2
Coding region: 1-1149 (382 amino acids)
Molecular function (GO): hydrolase activity
Source: RefSeq, a predicted model, not a curated record